Hippoglossus stenolepis (Pacific halibut) is the source of this 2242-nucleotide messenger RNA. RefSeq names its product growth arrest-specific 1a (gene gas1a). Bases 588 to 1382 code for a protein of 264 amino acids. Lineage: Eukaryota; Metazoa; Chordata; Actinopteri; Pleuronectiformes; Pleuronectidae. Gene Ontology annotation, biological process: regulation of cell cycle. The record is from RefSeq and is a predicted model, not a curated record. The transcript has a single exon.
GGAGCCUGGAGCCAGACGCACGGAGGGGAGAGAGGAGAGGACCACUCUGCGACCUAUAAGGGCUGUUGUUUUUCCCCCUCAUGCACGUUUUGUUUGCCCUCCCGUGCGCUUAAGGACCCCGCUACACGAUCCGGUGCAGUCCUGCGGAGGACUCUCGGGACUUGUCCGGCUUCACUUUCCUUCCACAAGGAGAGAGAGAGACGGAGAGAGAGAGAGAGAGAGGACGAGGAUCUGAGCUGGAGCCAGUUUUGUUGCGCUGCGAUGGAAUAAGCCGCUGCAGGAAGAACUCCUCCGAACUCAUGGAGACCACUUUCUCCUCCUAAUCUUUCUGUUUUAGCUCGCGCACCCAAUCAUGUAUGGAUAACGGGAGGGUCUCUGAAGAAUCCGGCUCAAAUGGAUCAGCGCUGACGGGAGCCGGGAUUACUCCGCGCACGGGCAGCCUGUUGAACGCCCACACACGGGCCUAUCACGCACCAUCUGCCUCGCAAUAAACACUCUCCCGUGACGGCACCAUCCGUGGAAGCAGUGUAGAAGUUUGACUUAUGACACCGCUGUGAGUUUUGGCCGUUUUGCGUGCAGCCGGAACAAUGGCAACCCCUGGCGCAUUGUUGGCACAGCGCGUCUGCAGGUCCGCGUCCACCCUGGGCUGCGUGCUGCUGUUUCUGGGCUACUUCUCCGUGGCCUCGCCGUCCCACGGCCGGCGGCUGAUCUGCUGGCAAGCCAUCAUGAACUGCCAAGCCGAGCCCGAGUGCAAUUACGCGUACGAGCACUACACGCGCGCCUGUGGCCCCGUGCUGUUGGGCGAGAGGAAGAAGUGUCCCAGCCACUGCAUCUCCUCGCUGGUCCAGCUCAACCUCACCCGGAACGGCCCGGCGCUGGAGGACUGCAGCUGCGCGCACGACGUGGUGUGUACGAGCACCAAGCGGGCCAUCGAGCCGUGCCUGCCCAGGACGACCAGCACCGGCUGCACGGAGGCGCGGCGCCAGUGCGAGCGGGACCAGCAGUGCAGCUCCGCCAUGCACGACUACUUGAACCACUGCGGGAAACUUUUCAGCGGCGCCGUGUGCACGAACGCAUGCCGGAACGUGAUCGCGAACAUGCGUAAAAUACCCAAGGGUCAGCAGCUGGACACUUGCAUGUGCGACGGCACGGAGCGGGCCAUCUGCGAGUUCGUGAAGAGCAGCAUGAAGGCGCUGUGCUUCGACUCGCUGGAGAGGGUCGAGGCCAGCGGCUACGACGGCUUGGACCAGGAGUACGACGACGACCUUGGGGAUCCGGACUAUCCGGAGGAGCUGGAGAGACGAGGAGCCGCUGCUCCGCCGGCGCACGGCUCUGUUGUGACCCUGCUGGCAACCAUUUUGGCUCUGCUGCCCCUCGUUUGAUCCCCGGGUUCACAAUCUGCCCCCUGACUAUUGUUUGGAUAAAAGGGGCGAUCUGAACUUUCUGCCACUCGCUGACCUUCUGCUGUUGUGAGGGGCUGGAGCCGCACAGACCUCGGGGCGCAGGGCCUCGUUUGAAUUCCAGACGCUGAAGGAUCUGGAAUCAGGAUCUUUUUCUAUGCAACUGAAAGCAGAGAAGGUAUUUCUGAGAAGUGUGGGAGCUCAGGGGGGCUGCUCUCUGGCUCCCUUAUCAACACCACGCCGCUCCUCUCCCCUCCAGAUGCUUUGCUUAUGUGAUAAGCUAAAUUGGACUGUCGACUUUCUCACAGUCAGACUGAUAGUCCAGUUGUCAUGGUAGAGACACAGUUGGGUUUUGUUUUUGGAGACAAUGCAACAUGUAAUCAGUAUAUGCUGUGCACUGCCAAUCUUUUUUAGUUUUUAAAGAUAUGAACUAUUUUUGUACGAUAGGCUGUGGCCAUUCUUUGGCCCCAGGUUUAUCUGAUCCACGAGUAUUUAAUGCUGGAGUCUAUGAACUUAUGUAAAUAGAUUAGGAGUUAAAGUGAAACAGUAAUUUAUUACAGGCCUCCUAGUUGCAUCCAAAUGUCCAUCAUGUGAAUAAAACAGACUGAGAAUUCCAGCUUUAAAGGGAAGUUAUAUUUGACUGUAUUCUCUUCAAAGAUAAUGUACAUUGUAUAUAUGUUUAUAGCCUAUAUAGAUUUUUUUUUCCAGAGAAUCCUCUAUGUUUUAGGCUACGAGAUGAUUUAUUCACUGUGUAUAGCCUAGAGAAAGAAAAUGUCUAAAUCCACUGUAUGAUCGCCUCAUUGAUAUACUUUUAUAGAAGGCAUAAAGAAACUUGAAGAUAA